CAUAGCCAUAGCUAGCAAGCAUGGCAUUUGCUCUAAUUUUCUUCAUUGUCUUCUCCUUGGCUUUCUCUGAAGCCACUUCUUCUUCUUCGUCUACAAAACCUGUUCCUUAUUCCCAACCUCUAAAUAAAACCAGUUUUCCAAAAAGCUUCCUUUUUGGAGCUGGUACUGCUGCUUAUCAGUCUGAAGGGGCAUCAUUUUUAGAUGGAAAGGGACCAAAUAUAUGGGAUGCUUUUACUCGCCAACAUCCAGAAAAAAUUUGGGAUCGAAGCAACGGAGACGUAGCUGUGGAUUUUUAUCAUCGUUAUAAGGUAAAAGAAGACAUCAAAUUAAUGAAGAAAACUGGUUUGGACUCUUUCAGAUUUUCCAUUUCAUGGUCAAGAAUAUUCCCAAAUGGUACACUCAAAGGAGGGGUUAAUCAACUUGGCGUCAAAUACUACAAUGAUCUCAUCAACGCGCUUCUAGCGAAUGGAAUCAAGCCAUUUGUGACAUUGUUUCAUUUUGACACACCAUUAGCACUUGAAAAUGGUUACGGCAGUUGGUUGAGCCCUAAGAUAGUGAAGGACUUCUCAGACUAUGCAGAUUUUUGUUUUAAGACAUUCGGAGAUCGGGUCAAAUAUUGGGUUACUAUGAAUGAGCCCAAUAGUUUUGCCAUGUUUGCUUACAAUUAUGGCACCUUUGCCCCCGGUCGAUGUUCUAAGUACGUUGGUAAUUGUACCAUGGGUAACUCUGCCACUGAACCCUACAUUGUAGCCCAUCAUUUGCUUCUUUCACAUGCCACUGCUGUAAAAUUGUAUAGACAAAAGUAUCAGCGGUACCAAAAGGGGAAAAUAGGGAUUACUAUAGUUACUCAUUGGUUCGAACCAAAACACAAAACAACAGCUGAUCAAAGGGCGGCCUCUAGAGCUCUUGAUUUCUUAUUUGGGUGGUUUGCUCAACCAGUAACCUUUGGUCAUUAUCCCCAAAGUAUGAGAUUAGUAGCCAAAAAUAGACUUCCCAAGUUCACCGAAGCAGAGUCAAAGUUACUAAAAGGGUGUAUAGAUUUUCUUGGAUUGAAUUAUUACACAGCCAAUUAUGCAGAAAGUGCUCCCUUGACAAGCACUCGCAACCUUAGUUAUGUUGGAGAUCGACAAGCCACUCUCACUACUGACAAAAAUGGAAUUCCAAUUGGGACCCCGACUGCAUUGGGCUGGCUUUUCAUAUAUCCACAGGGAAUUCGGAAGCUUCUGCUGCAUAUAAAGGAUCAUUACAACAAUCCAGAAAUUUAUAUCACUGAAAACGGAUUGGCUGAUGCAAAUAACGACACUACUUUGCCUGUUAAAGAAGCUAUCAAGGAUAGCUUGAGGAUAAGAUACCUUCAUGGACACCUCUCAUAUCUUGCUCAGGCUAUAAGGGAAGGUGUUAGAGUGAAAGGAUAUUAUGUUUGGACAUUUUGGGACGACUUUGAGUGGGAUGCUGGCUAUACAGUCCGUUUCGGCAUAGCUUACAUUGAUUUCAAAGACAAUUUGAAAAGGCAUCUCAAAUAUUCUGCUUACUGGUUGAAGAGGUUCCUCCUCCACUAAGUAUAGAUCGGUAUUACUAUGGAUGAGAGAGAGUAUAAUAAAUUAUUGUGAUCCUGCGGAUUUAAGAUAGUUAAACAAGUGUGAAAUGUUAUGCUUAGUUUAACAUAUGUGUAGAUGAUUUCUCCACUACACUUGAAUAAUGUCAUUUUUCGAUCUUAUCAAAUAAAGG
This is a messenger RNA of Humulus lupulus (European hop), 1728 nucleotides long. Its product is annotated as vicianin hydrolase-like. Lineage: Eukaryota; Viridiplantae; Streptophyta; Magnoliopsida; Rosales; Cannabaceae. The record is from RefSeq and is a predicted model, not a curated record. The transcript has 13 exons. Gene Ontology annotation, molecular function: beta-glucosidase activity. Gene Ontology annotation, biological process: carbohydrate metabolic process. Bases 21 to 1559 code for a protein of 512 amino acids.